Kwoniella mangroviensis CBS 8507 is the source of this 1602-nucleotide messenger RNA. RefSeq lists its product as uncharacterized. The transcript has 11 exons. Lineage: Eukaryota; Fungi; Basidiomycota; Tremellomycetes; Tremellales; Cryptococcaceae. The record is from RefSeq and is a predicted model, not a curated record. Bases 1 to 1602 code for a protein of 533 amino acids.
AUGCAAAUCCAAUCUUUAUUCGCCCUUCUACCUCUCUUAGCUGGUCUUGCUAGUCGGACCGGUGCUGUACCUAUUUACACGUUGAUCAAAAGGGAAGUUCCACAAGAAAAAUCCCAUGCGAGUAUCCUGCAAGCUGUCCAAACUGUUUUACAACAAGAUAAUCCUUUAGGUAUUGUUGAUCCCGUGUUUGGUCUCCUGGGUAAUGCAGCUGCAGCAGCCGGUGCAGGUCAAGUCACCAAUACCGAUUGUCUCCAACAAGCCACUGCCGACCAGGCAUUCACCAAUGCGAAGGCUGCGAAUGACGUCGCGGGCAUGACGGCCGCCUUGACUUAUAGAGCUUUGGAGAGAAAUACCGGUCAAGUGGGACUGGCAAGUGUUUUGUGUACCGAGACACCGGUCAAUCCUGAAAUCGCCGCUAUAUCACGACACCAAGAUCCCGCCUCAGCCGACGCAGCAGCCACCAACAAAGCUAUCACCCUUGCACUCGCCCAGCAAAUCGCCGCGGUUGGUGGGGAUCCCCUUGAGGCCUUGAAGAGCGGCACUUUCGCACCUGGAGAUACGAGCGAUCCGACUGGUAAAGGGAAUAGUUGUGAUGAUGAUGAUUGUAUCUUCACUCAAAACCUGCUUGUUGAGGAUGCCACUGAAGAAGAGAUCAACGCUGCUGUGGCUGGUGUCGCUUCUACUGGUACGGCUGGUACGGCUGAUACGGCCACCGCGACUGAUACCACGACUGCCGGUUGCCCAGCUGUUGUUGACGACUCGGCUACUGGAAAUACCACUUCUACAGAUACCACCGACACUGCUACUGGGACCGACGAUUCAACCGACACAGCAGAUUCAACUGCUACAACGACCAAUACUACUCCUGCAGCUGGGAUCGACGUUGGACAAUGUACAGACUUCUCUCUGACUUUCGCAGCUGGCUUGGAUGGUCGUAAAGCAGAUGAAUUCACUUUCCAACCUACCGAUUUGACCAAUUUCAAUCAUGGUUCCGCGCUCAACCCUUCAAUCAUCACUCAAUUCAUGUGUGAUACUUUUGUUAACGCUUGUGCUAAUUCAGCAACUACUAGAGAUGUCUGUAAAACCGUGGCUGCUGAUUUAGAUGCCCAACUUGCAUCUGGAGCUUUACAGAGAGAUCAGGGAUUCGCUGAUGCCUGGUUGACUGGGCUCGAAUCUGCCUUUGGAAUUCAAUCCACUGGUACGGGUACUGGAUCCGGUGCCGCUGCUGCCGACACUGCUGCUUCUGCCGAUGACGCCACUGUGACCAGCACCGCUGCUACAGCUGAUUCAGCCAGUACUGCUACUGCUACUGCUGCCACGGGCGAUGCCGAUACUUCCACUACUGCUACCGGUGACAACCUCCAAACUUUCUCUGAAGCAUUAAAUGGAGUAGCUGCCACUCCCGUUAUCAAUAUCGGUGGGACCAGACCAUUGCAAGUUAAAGCUGAUACGUUCGUCAAUGCCGGUGCGGCUUUCCAGAGAAGUUGCGAUCAGCAGUUCAAUGGAUGUGCCAACGCUGCUAAUUCCGGAUCGGGCGAUGCGAGUGUAGCGGAAUGCUCGGCUCAGAAAGAUCGAUGUAGUGCUGCCACACCUCAGGCCUAG